Erinaceus europaeus (western European hedgehog) is the source of this 2617-nucleotide messenger RNA. Its product is annotated as ClpB family mitochondrial disaggregase. NCBI's taxonomy places the organism in Eukaryota, Metazoa, Chordata, Mammalia, Eulipotyphla, Erinaceidae. The transcript is spliced from 10 exons. The coding region runs from base 1 to 1257 and encodes 418 amino acids. Gene Ontology annotation, cellular component: mitochondrion; cytoplasm. The record is from RefSeq and is a predicted model, not a curated record. Gene Ontology annotation, molecular function: ATP binding; ATP hydrolysis activity. Gene Ontology annotation, biological process: cellular response to heat.
AUGUUUCUCCCUCCUGGGUUUGAGGAUAGAAUAGAACUAGGACCCCAGUGGGCCAGUGUUCCUGAACACCAUCCCCCAACCCCUGUCCCCCCACAGUACCAAGAAAAGCAGCGGAAACGUGAGGCUGAGGAGCGUCGCCGCUUCCCCCUGGAGCAGCGGCUUAAGGAGCACAUAAUCGGCCAGGAGAGCGCAAUCGCCACCGUGGGUGCCGCCAUCCGGAGAAAGGAGAACGGCUGGUACGAUGAAGAACACCCUCUAGUCUUCCUCUUCUUGGGGUCAUCUGGAAUAGGAAAAACAGAGCUGGCCAAGCAGACAGCAAAAUAUAUGCACAAAGAUGCCAAAAAGGGUUUCAUCAGGCUGGACAUGUCUGAGUUCCAGGAGAGACAUGAGGUGGCCAAGUUUAUUGGGUCCCCACCAGGCUACAUUGGCCAUGAGGAGGGCGGCCAGCUGACCAAGAAACUGAAGCAGUGCCCCAACGCUGUGGUGCUCUUCGAUGAGGUGGACAAGGCUCAUCCAGAUGUGCUCACCAUCAUGCUGCAGCUGUUUGAUGAGGGCCGACUGACAGAUGGAAAAGGAAAGACCAUCGACUGCAAGGACGCCAUCUUCAUCAUGACCUCCAAUGUGGCCAGUGAGGAGAUCGCACAGCACGCUCUGCAGCUGAGGCAGGAAGCUUUGGAGAUGGCCCAUAACCGUCUGGCUGAGAACCUCGGAGAUGUCCAAAUAACUGACAAGAUCACCAUCUCAAAGAACUUCAAGGAGAACGUGAUUCGCCCCAUUCUCAAAGCUCACUUCCGGAGGGAUGAGUUUCUAGGACGAAUCAAUGAAAUUGUCUACUUCCUCCCUUUCUGUCACUCGGAGCUCAUUCAGCUGGUCAACAAGGAGUUGAACUUCUGGGCCAAAAGAGCCAAACAGAGGCACAAUAUCACACUGCUCUGGGACCGGGAAGUGGCAGACGUGUUGGUGGAUGGUUACAAUGUGCACUAUGGUGCCCGCUCCAUCAAACAUGAGGUAGAGCGCCGUGUGGUGAACCAGCUGGCAGCUGCCUACGAGCAGGACCUGCUGCCUGGCGGCUGUACCCUGCGCAUCACCGUGGAGGACUCAGACAAGCAGCUGCUCAAGAGCCCUGAGCUGCCGUCACCCCAGGACGAGAAGCGUUCCCCCAAGCUGCGGCUGGAGAUCAUUGAUAAGGACAGCAAGACACACAAACUGGACAUCCGGGCACCACUACACCCUGAGAAGGUGUGCUUCACCCUCUAGCACCUGCAUCGGCCCACACAUGCCCUCGACACCCAAUAAAGGCCCCUCAACUGUGGUGAGGCAACUGACCCACCAGCCCCUCCUGCCUCUUCCUCCUCUCCACCCAGCCGACUGCCUCCCAGCCCUGGAAGGCUCCUCUUCAGCCCCAAGUCUAAAGCAGGAAUUUUGUCUCCCCCCAGCCCUGGCUAACACUUCACCAGGAGAGGAGCUGCCUCACCACCCCAGUGAGGCAGGAAGGAGAGGGAGGGGUCCCAUUUCUGUCCUUCAGGAUGGUCUUCAUGGCCCAUAGUCUCUGGAACUGUAUCAUGUUCCCAGGAUGCUCAGAAGCAUAGAAGCUAAGAGCAGAGCUGGCUGGAAGAAGAUGGAGACCAGACCGUGAAUCACCACCCUUCUCAGGCUCUCCUGCAGCCGAGGCCCCAAAAACGUCUCCCCAGAGAGCUGAGAAAGUGUGCAGAGGCCCAGGGACACUUCUGUCUGUCACUUUCUCCUGCCCCAAAGUCCCAAGAGGGGGACACCAUAGAGCCCUCCCCUUCCACUGCCAUAAUCAUAGUCACCGUUCCUCCUCACCCCAUGUCCUGGGGUCAGGGCAGAUCAUGUUUCUCCCACCAUGGAACAAGGUCACCAUGGAGCCUGUAGGAGGAAAACUGACUGGACAAAAGGACCACGUGCCCAAGCUCCACUCCACGGGGACCUCCUUCAGGAGCCUUCAAAACAUAGAUGUCGGUAGCACAAGGGGAGAGGUCACGGGGCUGGGCUCUACCCAGAGGGCCAUGGAGUCUGCCUCAACCUUUUCUACACUGCUGUGCCUGUGCCAGCUAGGUGAGCCGGAAAUAAACAGCUCCCCAGUAAGUCUGCACAUGGUCACUUAAGUACAGGGAGUGCCAGGGACCACCACGUUCCCACCCAGCUAGCCGGCCACAGGGAGGCUCGAUAUGUCUGUGGGCACCAUCCACAAUCACCACCGCCAGUGACGCACACAUCCAUUGCCCACCCAUGCAGGAGCAUUUUAAAAGCUUCCUUUGGUAUUAGCUAAACUUGUAGAAAGUGGGGGGUGGGAGUUUUGAGGUCCCUUCGGUGAUGGAAGAAUGUCCUGACGAUGAUGGGCCCGAGACAGUCAGGAGCUGGGACGAGGGCUCCCACACAAUCACCAUCUAAGGCCCCAUGUCUGUGACUCUCUACCUCAGUGACUGCUGCUGUUUGUUUGAUAUUAUAAUUUGUCACUUCUUGAUUUGAAAACAGUUUGAGAGUGAUGGUAACUUGUGAAAAUAGUAGGGUUCCCAUAUGUCUUCACCCUCGCUUUUCCUAAUGCUGGCAUCUUACAAAACCGCAGUGUAAUUAUUUAAGCAGAAUGGUGACAUGA